This is a messenger RNA of Saccostrea cuccullata (small rock oyster), 1946 nucleotides long. RefSeq lists its product as uncharacterized. Lineage: Eukaryota; Metazoa; Mollusca; Bivalvia; Ostreida; Ostreidae. The record is from RefSeq and is a predicted model, not a curated record. Gene Ontology annotation, molecular function: zinc ion binding; nucleic acid binding. Bases 247 to 1068 code for a protein of 273 amino acids. The transcript is spliced from 2 exons.
UGUUCCUGGGAGUUGAACCUGGUUCCUUUGGCGUGCAGGGCAGCGGGUAUAAUGAUUCGGCUAUCAAGUCAGUAUGUAUUACUUUGGUAAUUUCUAUUUAUCUUACGUAUGUGCUUUAAUAAUUUAAAUAUCUUUUGGGGUCUAUUUUGCGGCACGCGGUGAACCGGUCCAAGGGUAUUUAAACUCGUGUUUUGUGUUCUUUUGUCAUUCGACAAGUUAGCCACGACGUAUCAGUUAGAAACACAGAUGAAUCUGUCCGAUUCAGAUAGUGAGCCAUCUCCACGUGGUAGCCCGGGGAAAAGUGUUCCUCAUGAGCCAAAAAGACGUCCGUCUAACAACAAUGAGGCUAGCCGCAACCGUUCGCAAACUUUGAAUGAAGACCUUACUAACGCAGAGGCAUUCCAAUUGUUUUCCCGCAAGUUAGACGUAGCUUUAGCAGAGAACAAAAAGCUGCUUUUGAAGGAGUUAGAAGCAAAAAAUUCAACUUGUGUAUCCAGAGAAAGUUCGGUUGAUUUUAAGUUGGAUCAUCACAAAGAAAGGUACAACUUCUUAACAGAUUUACAAAGUGACUUUGAAAGUAUUGAUAAAUUUAUUGACUUUGGUGAUAGUUUGAAUGCUAAAGAGAUAAUCAAAAAAGCUGUUCUUCGUAUUAACGACCAGAAAAAAGUUAUAAGAAUUGCAGAUAAGUACGGCUGGGAUGUGGCUAAAGAGUACAAAGAUGACCCAAUCACGGAGAGUACAGAGGAAAGUCAACGACUCCGGCAAGCAGAAGCCAGGGCUAAAAGGAAAAGGUUUGACAAAAGAAAUUAUAAUAAUCCUUUUCGUACAGAUAGCAGCAAAUUUUUCCAGCAAAGAUUUACUCCUUACACCAGGCAGUUUAGUUCAUACGGGAACUUCGGAGGAUCACAACCAAGCCCAUACAGAAUACAACCAGACCAAUGCCUGUAUUGCAAUGGGUUCGGGCACUGGAGUGUCAACUGUCCCCUCAAGAAAAAGAGCCAACCUUUCGCGAUCGGCAAGCCAACUUCAACACAAACCGGACCCUCCACAGAUAACCAAAGAACCUAAACUGGCAGUUUCAUUCCUCAAAGGAUCGUUUUUACGGAUGCAAGCAAGUAUGCAGCGGCUGGUUACAUUGUGGAACUCGCAGAUAGUGUAGUGCAUAAAAUGUGGACUUCUGUGGAAGCUCUAAAGAGUUCUACCUGGAGGGAGAUGAAAGCAGUAGAGACAACUUUAAUAUCUUCUACAGAUAAGAUUAGCAACAGAACUGUAAAACUUUAUACUGACAAUCAAAAUGUAGUUAAGAUAGUUAAUUCUGGUAGCAUGAAAAAAGAGCUCCAUGAUAUUGCACUUAAUAUUUAUGCUUUUUGUAUUCAGAAUCAAGUAACAUUAGAAGUUGAGUGGAUUCCUAGAGAGGAAAAUAGUGUAGCAGAUUGUUAUAGCAAAGUUUAUGAUUUUGAUGACUGGUCUGUUUCUGAUAUUAUAUUUCAAUUUUUCAGUAAAAAAUGGGGGCCCUAUGAUGUAGAUCUUUUUGCAGAUUGUAACAAUUUCAAGGUAAAAAAGUUUUUUAGUAAAUUCUGGACGCCAGGGAGUUCUGGGGUCGAUGCAUUUGGUUUCAAUUGGAAAAAAUUUAACUCUUGGAUCGUUCCUCCAGUUUCUCUUAUUCCAGAUGUUAUUAAUCAUUUAGGUUUGUGUAAAGCGCAUGGUACACUUGUUGUGCCAAAAUGGACAUCCUCACUUUUUUGGUCCAUGUUGGUAAAUUCAGAUGGAAAAUUCAAAAAUUUUGUGAUUGACUAUAUUGAAUAUGACAAACCAAGAAAUUUUUUCAUUGCAGGGUCUUACAAAGAAAGUGUUUUCGCUGGAGUAAAAUUUUUCUCCAAUGUAAUAGUACUCCUUGUUAAUUUUGAUAUUUAGACUUUUUCAGGUGCAUUUGUGUUAUGACAUUU